CGAACGCCUUCGCGGGGUCGCCCUGGAAACGCAUUCUCCAGGACCGGCAGCCGCCAAUGGGAAGGGAGUGAGUGCCACGAACAGGCCAAUAAGGAGGGAGCAGUGCGGGGUUUAAACUGAGGCUAGGCCGGCUCUUUCCGGCGUGCUGCGGAGGAACGGCUGUUGGUCUCUGCUGGGUGUAGGUCCUUGGCUGGUGGCGACUCUGGUGUUCUGCUUCUCCCCGCUGAGCUGCUGCCUGGUGAAGAGGAAGCCAUGGCGCUCCGAGUCACCAGGAACUCGAAAAUUAAUGCUGAAAAUAAGGCGAAGAUCAGCAUGGCAGGCGCAAAGCGCGUUCCUACGGCCCCUGCUGCAACCUCCAAGCCUGGACUGAGGCCAAGAACAGCUCUUGGGGACAUCGGUAACAAAGUCAGUGAACAACUGCAGGCCAAAAUGCCUGUGAAGAAGGAAGCAAAACCUUCAGCUACUGGAAAAGUUAUUGAUAAAAAACUACCAAAACCUCUUGAAAAGGUACCUAUGCUGGUGCCAGUGACAGUGUCUGAGCCAGUGCCACAGCCAGAACCUGAGCCUGUUAAAGAAGAAAAACUUUCGCCUGAGCCUAUUUUGGUUGAUACUCCCUCUCCAAGCCCAAUGGAAACAUCUGGAUGUGCACCUGUAGAAGAAGACCUGUGUCAGGCUUUCUCUGAUGUAAUUCUUGCAGUAAAUGAUGUGGAUGCCGAAGAUGGAGCCGAUCCAAACCUUUGUAGUGAAUAUGUGAAAGAUAUUUAUGCUUAUCUGAGACAACUUGAGGAAGAACAAGCAGUCAGACCAAAAUACCUACUGGGUCGGGAAGUCACUGGAAACAUGAGAGCCAUCCUAAUUGACUGGCUAGUACAGGUUCAAAUGAAAUUCAGGUUGUUGCAGGAGACCAUGUACAUGACUGUCUCCAUUAUUGAUCGGUUCAUGCAGAAUAAUUGUGUGCCCAAGAAGAUGCUGCAGCUGGUUGGUGUCACUGCCAUGUUUAUUGCAAGCAAAUAUGAAGAAAUGUACCCUCCAGAAAUUGGUGACUUUGCUUUUGUGACUGACAACACUUACACUAAGCACCAAAUCAGACAGAUGGAAAUGAAGAUUCUAAGAGCUUUAAACUUUGGUCUGGGUCGGCCUCUACCUUUGCACUUCCUUCGCAGAGCAUCUAAGAUUGGAGAGGUUGAUGUCGAGCAACAUACUUUGGCCAAAUACCUGAUGGAACUAACUAUGUUGGACUAUGACAUGGUGCACUUUCCUCCUUCUCAAAUUGCAGCAGGAGCUUUUUGCUUAGCCCUGAAAAUUCUGGAUAAUGGUGAAUGGACACCAACUCUACAGCAUUACCUGUCAUAUACUGAAGAAUCUCUUCUUCCAGUUAUGCAGCACCUGGCUAAGAAUAUAGUCAUGGUAAAUCAAGGACUUACAAAGCACAUGACUGUCAAGAACAAGUAUGCCACAUCGAAGCAUGCUAAGAUCAGCACUCUACCACAGCUGAAUUCUGCACUAGUUCAAGAUUUAGCCAAGGCUGUGGCAAAGGUGUAACUUGUAAACUUGAGUUGGAGUACUAUAUUUACAAAUAAAAUUGGCACCAUGUGCCAUCUGUACAUAUUACUGUUGCAUUUACUUUUAAUAAAGCUUGUGGCCCCUUUUACUUUUUUAUAGCUUAA
Messenger RNA from Nomascus leucogenys (northern white-cheeked gibbon), 1667 nucleotides. It is a transcript of the gene CCNB1, whose product is annotated as cyclin B1. Gene Ontology annotation, biological process: mitotic metaphase chromosome alignment; mitotic cell cycle phase transition; regulation of cyclin-dependent protein serine/threonine kinase activity. NCBI's taxonomy places the organism in Eukaryota, Metazoa, Chordata, Mammalia, Primates, Hylobatidae. Gene Ontology annotation, molecular function: cyclin-dependent protein serine/threonine kinase regulator activity. The record is from RefSeq and is a predicted model, not a curated record. Gene Ontology annotation, cellular component: cytoplasm; cyclin B1-CDK1 complex; nucleus.